Periconia digitata is the source of this 1641-nucleotide messenger RNA. The record is from the annotation of a GenBank genome assembly. NCBI's taxonomy places the organism in Eukaryota, Fungi, Ascomycota, Dothideomycetes, Pleosporales, Periconiaceae.
UCCUCCCGCACGAGUUCGCCGUCAAUCUGUGCGCAAUAACGCAAUCACGCCAGCCAACAUGAUCAAUCCAGCACUCUAUCCGGUUGAUGGAGAUUCAAAUGCGAUGGAGCACGCCGUGACGGCAGGGUGGAUGCGCGAUCAAUGUUCGAUGGAGACACGAGAUGGUGGCUGCAUGGGAACAUGGAAGCUUCAUCCCUCACUCACGCACAGCAUCUCACUCACCCGACGGCGUCCAUCAUCCUCCUCAUCGCCACUCAUCUCUCUUUCCAAUGUAUACCGGUGGCACAACACCAGCCAACAAGACCGACAACGCGAAAUCUUCCUUCCGAUGCCUGCCGAGAUUGGAACGGGGACAUCAGGCCCAUGCUCAUCCAUGCCAUGCGAGCACCCACGCGCAGUAUGCAUUGGAAGUUAUCGAAGUCUCGAAGCCUUUUUCUCUCCGGGGAGCAAUGGAGAGUGUCUGACUGAAAGGAGCCUGCCGCUCACAUGACCGUCUCAGCCUCUACCCUACAGUACGCAUCGCAUUAGCUGUUGACUCCUGCUGCACCCUUCGCUGCCUCAUCACCUUCGCUUCCGCCUCAAGCGAGAGACUGCUGAGGGGCGACGCGUUCCCAUGUAUUUUUGCGACUCUCACUCAGCGAGCCCAUCAUCAUAGCCAUCAUCAUCAUCAUCAUCAUCAUCGGCGGUGCUGAUGGCUGACCAAAACCCGUCAAAGUAACCUGAUGCAUCCAUCCCCGAACCAACCUCCCAGUGUUCCAAAUCCGUCCGUCUGAGAGUUUGAUUUCAGGGCUGGCUCAUAUUACCCAAUACACUAUGAUGGCCUCCAAGGUCUUCCCGAGCCGCCUCGCGCACCCUCCUCUCCUUUGCUUACAUGGUACAUGUAAUAAGCCAGCCGGUUCGCACAUCGCCUACGGCUUCUACCAACUAUGUGUAACACACAUUCAUUCCAGAGUGACCACGUCCACCUGAAGUUCUCGACUCGCCUCGCCUAAACCGCAAGCCCUACCUCUGAAGUUUGUAACCAACCCCCAGCCCUGCCGCCAAUCAAUCCGACGGUGGCGUUAUUACCGGUGUGCGUGCGUGCGUCCAUCGCUCUCCUCUCCCCCAACUCUCCGACGUCUAGUCCUGACCUCUAACCUCUAACCUCUAACCACUUACCUUGCCUUUCCACCCUUCUUCCCUCUCUCCCAAUCCUCGGUACCCACCCAUCCAUCCAUAUAUAGAUAUUACCCGCAAAUCUUAAAAAACAACAACAAAUAUAUAUAUAAAUCUCAACCGCACGUCAUUGAUCCCAAACUAGAAUUCCCCGUACUUUCCACCCUUCAAAAAUAAAAUGAAAUGUCGUCAUACAAAACCCUCCCUUUUCCUCUUGUUCUUUUUGGUGUUUUGUUUUUUUUCUCUUCACCGGGUUUUCUGAGCGAUGCGUGCGUGCGUGCGUGCUUGUUUGGGACAUGCAAUGCAUGCGCGUGCCAUGCAGGUACCCCCAUCGCUUAACCAAACAUGAAAAAGUAUAUACCGUGCCUAAAGCGACGACCGACUCAAAAACUUUAUACAUCUUCAUCGCCAUCACUGGAUGCAGCGGCAACCAGCGCCGCGAAAACCUUAAUUGCCAUGCCAUGCCUCAGGCCACACCGCCCGCUC